Messenger RNA from Cornus florida, 2839 nucleotides. RefSeq lists its product as uncharacterized. The transcript has 14 exons. The coding region runs from base 239 to 2200 and encodes 653 amino acids. Gene Ontology annotation, cellular component: nucleus. Gene Ontology annotation, biological process: protein ubiquitination; interstrand cross-link repair. Lineage: Eukaryota; Viridiplantae; Streptophyta; Magnoliopsida; Cornales; Cornaceae. Gene Ontology annotation, molecular function: ubiquitin protein ligase activity; protein binding. The record is from RefSeq and is a predicted model, not a curated record.
CUGUUUUUAGAAGAGAAUCAAAUCCACGUCACCACAGCUUUCUCAAAAGUGAGAUUGGAAAAGAGAGAGGCGCUGAAUCGCAAGGCGAAACCGCUAAAACCCAGGAACCACCGAAACUCUGAAACCCUUUUAUUCUCUCUCUAGAAUAUAUAUACUGUAUACUACUCGUAUUAUAUACGCACAGAUCGAUAGGUCGAUUGCUUUUGCUCUUCGAGAAAGAAGAAAUUCCGGUGUUCCAAUGGCGGGUCACUUCCCAAACGACGCACAGCGCAUCGACGACGACGAAGAAGAAGUAAUGUACGAUCAAAUCCAACAGUUCCUCGAAGACCAAGCCAUUGUUAUCGAAGACCAAGACAUUGUUGUCGAAGACGAGGACGAAGAAGAGGAUGAAGAAAACGAUGAAGGAGAAGAGGACGACCCACACGAAGAAGACUAUUUACAUACCCCUCGGGCGGAAGUCUUACCUAGGGUUUCACCGGCACCUAGGGUUUCACCAGCACCUGUAAUUGGUCGGAGUUCGGAGAAUGUUGUUGAAGAGAAUGAAGAUAGUCAGAGAAGAAUGGGAGGGGGUGAGACAUCAUCGUCCCAGUGUAAUAGAGUUGAAGAUGGAGAGAAUUCGAGUGGAGGGGAGUGGAAUAGGAGUGAAAUUGAUGGUCUGUUUUGCCCUAUUUGCAUGGAAGUUUGGACCAACGGUGGCGAACAUCAAAUCUGUUGUCUUCCUUGCGGCCACUUAUAUGGUUUAUCUUGUAUAAACAAAUGGUUUAAACAAUGUAGAAAUUCAAGGAAGUGUCCUCAAUGCAACAGGAAAUGCUCCUUGAAGGAUGUUAGAGUGCUUUAUGCAUCACAAAUUGUUGUUGUUGAUCAAGAAUUACAGAAGAAAGUUAGAUCUCUUGAAGCUGUAUGUGUUUCUCUUGAGAAGAAGGAUGCUCAAUGGUGUAAGAAAGAAGUUGAGUGGCAGAGGAAAGAAGCUGAUCUGUGCCUAAAAAUAAACCAACUUACGGAGAGGUCAAGUUAUUUGGAGCGUUUGUUGGAAGACUCACAAAGCAGGCCACUGGGAUCAUUCACUGCAAGUGGGGUUUGUCAAGAACAAGUGAUAUUCGGACAUAAUGAUCAAGAAUUUGGCAGGCAAGGAUCCUCUAGCAGCUUUAUAUUGCAGAAAGAGUUGCAGGUAGAUGGUGCUCGAUUCUUUGAUGUGGAUGCUUCUAGUCAAAUUCUUAUAAUUGCCCGAAGACUGUCCGGAAUUGGAGGAAUGCAUGUGCUUACCAAAAUGAGCUUGAUAGCUCCAUAUGAAAGAGAAAAUAUUCAGCUUCCUGUCAAUACAAAAGCUGUUAAGGACUUGCGUGUUUCCCCUCAUGGCAGACUUGCACUACUGGCAUCCUUGGGGAAGAAAUUAUCAGUUAUCAGUACAGAAAGCAACAAUAUCGUUCUUACUUAUGAUUUACCGGCUGCUGCUUGGUCAUGUUCAUGGGACCUCAACAGUUCACAUUAUAUGUACGCAGGAUUACAGAAUGGCAUGCUUAUGGUGUUUGAUAUGCGACAAACUAUGAGGCCUGUUGAAUCUAUGGUUGGUUUGACAUGCAACCCAAUUCAUACCGUGAUCUCUCUUUCGCCUGAUCUAACUCUCUGUCCUGGUGUUAGAACCCUAUUAACCGCCUCUUCAGUUGGCCUGUGUCAUUGGAACGUUGGUGGCGUUGAAGAAAGGCCAUUUUUGGUUCCUGAAUCGAAGAAUCAAGGAGUUUGUAUAUCUCUUGCUUACUGUCCUAGCGGUAAUGACAUUGUUGCUUCAUUCCGGCCUAAGGUUGAGUUGUCUAGUGACAUGGCUGUUUCUCAAAUUUCACUUACCCCUUCCAAUUCUCUCAUGGGGCAAGCAGUGCGGGGCUCACAUGUUCUUUAUAAGAGAGUGGGUAGCAAAGGAUAUCAAAUAUUAGGAUCUACAUAUGCCAAUGUAAAUGAUAUUCGACUGCCAAAAUCUGCAAUUAUAGACAGAGAGAACCACAACCCAUUGUUUGCUUAUGGGGAUGAAGUAACAGGUGAAUUGGUCUUGCAAGAUUUGCCUUCUUUAAUGGUCGUUGAGCAUCUCAAAUCACUGAAACAUCCUAUUCGCGAUGUGAAGUAUACACAUGCUUUAAGCACCGGAUUACUCAGCUGUUUGAGUGAGGACAGCAUACAACUUUUUUCUUCCAAGUAUGUGGAAAGGUAACCUUUCUUAUCGGGCAAGGGACUGGCUUAUAUGUUAUUCUUUUGUUUGUCGCCACAUAUGGAUCCAUGUCACUCAGCGUUGGAAGUGCAGACUGGUUAGUUUGGUUGCUCUCUACUGGUUUUUGGGGUUAUUUUGAUGGUUUGUUGAACUUGGAAUGUAGUCCAUUUGGAUUUCCUUAAACAAGAUUGUAUAGAAAAUCUAGACUUCAGUGGUUUCUAAUCUACCCUUGUGUGAUUCCUGUUGAAGCAUGUACUCGGGGGGUGGGUGCAGAUUAUUUAUAUCUAUAUAAAAAUAAAUGUUUAUGUUUAACUAUGGUCAAAACAUUCAAUAAAUGCUCGUCAGUUAAUGAAGUGGGAUGCGCUUGCAACUGAUGGUGUCCCUAAAUUAGGUUUAAAAUUAAACAACCUGAAAAUGUAAGAUUUUAUUGUUUUCAUUUGAUUCCAAGUCAACUUGAUGGAAUCUGAGUACUGCUGCUUCCAAUCAAGUCGGAAUAAUUACCUUUGGGUUUUUCAUGAGUUUUUUAUUUGUUGAUUGAAUCAAGUCAAAUCAGUACUCUCAUACUUCAUUUUUAACCAAUAAUCCUUGUGCUCCUUAUUAGAGGACAAUGUGGGCUAUUAAAAGGAGUUGUAAUAAUUUGCG